This is a messenger RNA of Durio zibethinus, 2436 nucleotides long. Its product is annotated as putative serine/threonine-protein kinase PBL1. NCBI's taxonomy places the organism in Eukaryota, Viridiplantae, Streptophyta, Magnoliopsida, Malvales, Malvaceae. Gene Ontology annotation, molecular function: ATP binding; protein kinase activity. The record is from RefSeq and is a predicted model, not a curated record. Gene Ontology annotation, biological process: protein phosphorylation.
AUUUCUCUUUCUCUCUCUCUCUCUCUCUCUUCAAAAAUUUUUCCUCAUUUUUUUCUGCCUAGUUUUUCUUUCUUUCACUCAAAAAUCUUCCACUCUUAAAACACCUUUUCCCAUUAGCUUUCUUUGACUUGCAAAGGUGUUUUCCUCAUCUACCCAACACAAACAGGAUUUCUGGGUUUUCAUCUUUCACCAUUUUGCCCCUAUCUCUUUCAAGUUUGGCUUGCAUGACCUUCUUUCAUAAGAAACAUUGAAUACGUAAAUACAGCUUAGGGAUUUGUAUAUAAGAUGGGAUGUUUUACAGUUUUGAAAAGUAGGAAGAAAAAGUCUGAGCAGUCAUUUUUUGUAAAACGCAUUGCUCAUAAGACGCAUAUGCCCACCACACUGCCUGAGCCCCAAGUCCAGACCCGAUCACUGCAAUCUGCACCCCCUAGUUUUAGAACCAGAGUAAAACCAGUUCAACCUAAUAACAAGGCAACCAGCAAUAGAACACGAGCAUUAUCUGCCCCAUCAAGUCUUGAUGGUGCUGAGCAAGAUGCACUUGCAUCAGUUGAAUUUGAAGAACAGGAAGAGCUGAAGAGUCGUGUCGGAGGAGUGAAGGAACAGAUGUUAUCAAGUCCACAACCUCUUCCACUUCCAUCUCCCCGUGGUGCUGUCCUGAAGACAGUGGAAAGCUUUAAAGCAGGGAAUGCCAGUGGCCCUCUGUUUGCUUCUGGACCAUUGCCCCUGCCUCCCUCUGGAACACUACGAACCUUCACUUAUGAAGAAAUUGCAGCUGCAUGCCAUUAUUUCUCUUCUGAUCGAUGCACAUCUGAGGGUCUUUCUUCUGUCAUGUAUAAGGCUUCUUUUGGAGAUGAUGUAUCAAGUUCAAAGAAGUUUGAAGCUACUGUUACUCGCCUUCACCCAUCCGCCCAGGGUUUAAGGGAGUUUAUAAAUGAAGUAAACACUCUUGCAUCAUUGCAACAUCCAAACCUCUGUAAAUUGCUGGGAUACCAUGCACGUGAUAGUUCAGAACAAAGAAUGUUGGUCUAUGAGAGGCUGUUUCAUGGAAGCUUGGACAGGCUUCUAUAUGGAAGAUCAGAUGGACCACCACUUGAUUGGAAUACCCGAAUGAAAAUUGCUUUAUGUUCUGCACAGGGUCUUACUUUCUUACAUGAGGAAGGACCAUUUCAGGCAAUGUACAAUGAAUUUUCAACUGCCAACAUACAUAUUGACAAAGAUUUCAGUGCAAAGCUUUCGGGAUAUGGGUGCGUAGGUCAUAUCCUGGAAACAGAAGAGAUCUCCACUAAUUCAGUUGCUGUGGCAAAUCUUUCAGUAGAGACCCUGGAGAGAGGAUGGCUAACUCCAAAGAGCAAUGUUUGGAGUUUUGGAAUUGUCCUACUUGAAUUACUCACUGGCCGGAAGAACCUUGGUAGCUCUCAUCCCAGGGAGGAGAGGAACCUAGUGAAGUGGAGCCGACCAUUCCUAGCUGAUGAUUGUAGAUUGUCACUUAUCAUGGAUUCUCAGCUCAAAGGUCGCUUUCCUAUGAAGGCUGCUCGUACAGUGGCUGACAUUGCACAAAGAUGUCUCCAGAAGGACCCAUCAGAAAGGCCGACCAUGAGAACCAUAGUUGAGCAUCUCAAAAUCAUCCAAGACAUGAAAUAUUCCUGUAGGUUUCCUCUGCAAGAGCCAGCGGCAAUUGCUGUAAAACAAAUGUCAAGGUCACCUAGUCUCAAUGGGAUUAUUACCCCUGCACCCAGGUUAAGUUUCUCACCAUCACCACCAUCAGGAGCCCGGCUGUCUGUUUCUCCUACAAGACCACCUACUUUGCCAUUGUCUCUUCCACCUGGAGCUUGUUCCUCUACCAUCUCGUUGGAGGAACUUGAAAGGCAAGAAAGUCGGAGAUCAUCGUCAGCAACCCUUAGAAGGGAUAGUGUGGAAGGAUUUUGAUUGUUUAUAAUAUGCAUUUUUUCAUUUUUUGUUUAUUUUCUUCUUUUAAAUUCAACACAACAUAUAGAAGAUAAAGAUGUGAUUGUGACACCUUCCUUCCUUUCCCACUAUAGAUGAUGAAUAGGGAGGAUGCUGUUUUGUAGAUAAGAGUGCAAGGCUGAUCAGAAAAUGGAGUAGUCGAUUGUUUACUUCAAUUCCUGAAUGCUAUCAUAUAAAUAUAUAUACUAUAUGUUCAUAAUCUUGAUCAGAGUUUCCUUCAUGUACUUUGCUGGCAUUCUAAAUCCACUCCUACCUUAACGACCACCACUUAGGUCAAUUUCAGAUAUCUGUCACUUUCGAUCUAGAUUAUUUUAGAUAUUGGGUUGUAUCAUUUUUGGUUUUUUUUCUAGGAUUGGGUUGCCAUUAGGUCAUGUAGUUUUGGGCUAAAGUGUCUCUUUAGUUUGAUUGGGUUUGUGAAAAAAAUUGAAAACAUCAAAAGGCCAACUCCAACAACAGCGUUGGUCUUGGCUU